AUGGUUGGGACGUCCAUGUUCCCAAUUAUAUCAAUUCAUACGCGGGCUAUUUUCCCAACUCGACCCAACUCGACACUGAUUCGAUGGGUAUUGAAUCAAAAAUCAAUUCCACCUCCUUCAUGGACAAGUGUAUUCUUUCCCAAUGCUAGCUUUGCCAUCAUGAGAAGUGGAUGGACUGCCACCGAUCAUUAUGCCUUAAUGGAUAUUGCAAGUCUUGGCUACGGCCAUGAACAUCAAGACAAGUUGAAUAUUAUUAUUGAGCCCUAUGGAAGACGCAGAUUGUUAUUUGAUAAUGGAGGAGGAGAUUAUGAACAGAGCGUGUUCAGAACGUAUUCUCUCUCCAAAGAAAGUCAUAACACAGUCUUAGUCGAUGGUUUUUCGCAGAAAAGACAAAAACGAGUGCCGUGGGAUUUGAUUGGUUAUGGAAAUGCAAAUACUCCUCGGCCUAUCUUUGAAACUCAUUGUUUGAUUAUGCCAUGGGAUGAUUAUCCGAGGGCAAUUCCAAUGUAUUUGGUCAUUGAUGAAAUGAGUUCCGUUGAUGGCCUUCCACACACCUAUGAAGCACGAUGGCAUCUAAGAACCACCAACGUCCAAUUCAACUCUACUUUGAAAUUAUUGACACCACAGACCAUGGCAAAUUUGGCAAUUAUUUCACUUUCAAAAGAAACUCAAUCGUACCAUGCCAACGCUCAAACUUCACCCAAAAUUUUAAGAUUUGACAUUCAGAGAGGAUCCUCUCCCAUACUAGCCACCACGUACGUCACCUCUCAAAAUGGCCUCAAAAACACCAUACUGACAUUGUUAAUUCCAUUGAAACCUUAUCAAACUCCAAAUAUUUCAAAUGUCAUUGAAAUUGUUCCUUCCUCACAUUAUCAAUUCCUCAUGCUCAAUGAUGACAAGUCAUUGAAUUGGACCAUUGAUCUUAAAAUUGAGUGGAUAUUGACAAAAUUAGGAAGUAUUCUUACAUCCAUUGUUGUGAAUACUUCUCGAACAUGGACUGAAUUAAUUUAUGAAUCCAUCGCUCCAACGUCAUUGGUUAAACCAGAACCAUCCAUGGCAGUUUCAUCACCACGACCAUCAAAAAGUGUUGUGAAACCCAAUCCAACCACAAGGAGUUCAAGUCGAGUCGUCAAUGCAUCGAAUUCGAGGAUGAAACAUGCGUGGAAUGUGUUCACUGUGUGCUUGGUCAUUGGUUUGGUUCUUGCUUUUCUUUGUGUGAGAGACAUCUUUGGAUCCAUGUAG
Molecule: messenger RNA, 1242 nt
Organism: Naegleria lovaniensis
Lineage: Eukaryota; Heterolobosea; Eutetramitea; Acrasida; Naegleriidae
Exons: 2
Coding region: 1-1242 (413 amino acids)
Molecular function (GO): lyase activity
Source: RefSeq, a predicted model, not a curated record